UCAUGGCUACCCUCAAUGUACAGAUCAAUGUGAAUCAAUACUAACUGAUAUUAUAAAAGGAAAAAGCCAAAAAUACUUAUUAACUUUAAAAAAAGGAAUUCCCUUCUGGACCGAUUAACAUCUAUGAAUAAAGAUUCAACUCUGUCAAUUUCUCGAAUCAGAAAAUUAAUGAAGUCAUUGGAUGGAUUCUCAUUAUAGCUGUCAUAUUAAUGAUACUUGUCAUGACCUUAUCUCUAAUUCAAGAUUCAGUUGUUGGAUUUACUAUACCAUUACUUUCAGUAGUCGUAUUUUUCAUUGUUUAUCUAAAUUGGAUAUCGAUGAAGUUCUUUAUCAAUUCAUGAUUUU
Molecule: messenger RNA, 345 nt
Organism: Paramecium pentaurelia
Lineage: Eukaryota; Ciliophora; Oligohymenophorea; Peniculida; Parameciidae
Source: the annotation of a GenBank genome assembly